AUGGCCACCGAGGCAGCCAGCCGAGCCGCGCCUCGCCCCUAUAAGAAGCCCAGCCUCGCCCCUAGGGUUUUCCCUUUCCUAUCCUCCUCCCCACGCCGCCGCCGCAAGGUAGGUCCAAGCCAUGCCUCCAUAUUCGUCGCCCCCUUCCGCCAGAGAGCUCCUGGAGCACUUCCAUGGCUCUACCGCAGCCAUAUCCCUCCUCCGUCGUCGUCUUCGCUCCGGGUCGACUCGCCGACGUCGUCCCGUUUGAUUUCCAACAAGGCCAGGAGCCAGAAGGGCCACGGCGACGCAAUCGUCUUCCUCUACGUCGUCUGCUUCCUCUACGUCGUCUGCUUCCCCUGCUUCGUCUUCUUCAUGGAGCCGAGCUUCAUCACGAUCAGCGCGUCCUCGAGUCCUACCUGUCGCGUCUCCGGCCGACUCGUCUUGUCCUACGGGACCGAGCCACCGUGCUUCGCCAUGGACGCGCCGAACCCUCUGCUUCCACCGCUCUGCCGCUCGGCCACACCCUUGCAUGUUGCUCCGCACCCCGCACGCACCUGAAGCCAGCAGCUCUCGCGCGCGACCGAAGCCUCGUGCCUCCGCCGCACCUCGCCAUGGCCCCGAGCCAAGGAAACGCUUGAGCUCGAGGUCUCUGCUUCCGCCUCACUCCGCACGCCGCGCGCCACACCUCCACCUAUUUCCGCACCCCCGCCAUCGGCCUGUGGUCGCGACGGUCGCCGUCUUGCUUGCCGGCAUCGUCACCCAGUUCCUCUCUGAUCCACGAAGAAGAAGGCCUGGCCUUUGCUUCGGUUCAACUACUGUCACGACCUUGUUUUGCACAAAUAAGAAGCAGCAGCGCAUUGGUCCGCGCCUUGCUCCUCUAUACAGGAGGUCGUGGGAUCAAGUCCCAGCUGUCCCAAUUUUUUCUCUGUUUUUCCUGUACUGUUGCACGCGCACACCCACAUCCGCUUCGGGCCAGAUCUGCUGCUGGGCUUCCACAGUGCGCAGCAUUCGGCCCGCAUCUUUUUUUUAUGUUCGCUGCGAUUUUUCUAAUUCCAAGUGCAUGCAUAUUUACAGGAGAUGCCAUCAUUCUGAAUUGUUAAUAACUAAAAAUCCAUGCAUCCAAAUAAAACAUGUCAUAUAUGUAACAUGCUUAAAAUUUCAUGUACUUUCACAAUUUGCAACUUCUGUCCGUGUUUAAACUGCUUAAACAUGUUGUUUGAUUAAAUUUGCUAAAAUGCCAUGUUAAAAUGAUUUAUUCCAUAACUAAAUAACCGUAGCUCCAAAUUUAAUAAACUUUAUAUAUAAAUGGGGUGGA
Aegilops tauschii subsp. strangulata is the source of this 1297-nucleotide messenger RNA. The record is from RefSeq and is a predicted model, not a curated record. NCBI's taxonomy places the organism in Eukaryota, Viridiplantae, Streptophyta, Magnoliopsida, Poales, Poaceae.